AUGGGUCUGCAGGGAACCUUCACGUCAGGUGGUCUAGGUUUCGAAGUAUGGCCGGGGGCUCAAGUGUUCGCCACCUGGCUGUUAGAAGGAGAAUUGGGGAUUCACGUGCGGAACAAGGAUGUAUUGGAACUGGGUGCGGGCUGUGGGUUAGCAGGAGUAUUGACAGCGAUAUUUGCAAAAUCGGUUGUGAUGACCGAUGGCGAAGUAGCGCUCACUCCGACUUUAGAACAAAAUAGAUCAGAAGCGAAGAUGGGCGCGCACAUGGCAAGCGUGCUGCAACCUGCACUGGUGCUGAGAUGGGGUGGCGAGACUCCGGAUCUCUACACUCCUGUGGAAGCAGAUGGAGUACUUGUGACGGGCGACCUAGACAGAGACCGCAAAUUACACUUCGGAUCACGUGAAGCAGAUGAGCUGGGAACAUAUGAGGUUAUCAUUGCUGCCGAUAUCAUCUACCACACAGGACACAUCGCGACGGCUAUUGUGACGGACAUUAUACCACGAUAUUUGAAACUAGAUGGGCGAUUCUUUCUCGUUAUCCCUCCGGAGAGAGACGGAUCCGAUGAUUUCCUGCAGGCGGCAAGAGAGGCUGAGGCCCAAGAGAGAAUAUCCAUGACGGUCGAAAGAGCACCGCGGCACUACAUACCGCAGCAGUUUAGAGACAAGCUCGAUGCAGGUGUUGGAUUUAGGUUGGUGACGAUACAGCGGCGAGAUAAGUGA
Sphaeroforma arctica JP610 is the source of this 717-nucleotide messenger RNA. RefSeq lists its product as hypothetical. Lineage: Eukaryota; Ichthyosporea; Ichthyophonida. The record is from RefSeq and is a predicted model, not a curated record. The transcript is spliced from 5 exons. Bases 1 to 717 code for a protein of 238 amino acids.